CGCAGCCAGGCCGGAGUCCCCCGCGCGCGCGGCCCGGGCCGCUCCCUCCCGCCAUGGGGGCGUCGGCGCGGCUGCUGCGCGCGGUGAUCAUGGGGGCGCCGGGCUCGGGCAAGGGCACCGUGUCGUCGCGCAUCACCAAACACUUCGCGCUGAAGCACCUCUCCAGCGGGGACCUGCUCCGGGACAACAUGCUCCGGGGCACAGAAAUUGGUGUGUUAGCCAAGACGUUCAUUGACCAAGGGAAGCUCAUCCCAGAUGACGUCAUGACUCGGCUGGCCCUUCAUGAGCUGAAGAGACUGGCGCAGCACAGCUGGCUGUUGGAUGGUUUUCCAAGGACACUUCCACAGGCAGAAGCCCUGGAUAGAGCUUAUCAGAUAGACACAGUGAUUAAUCUGAACGUGCCCUUUGAGGUCAUUAAGCAGCGUCUCACUGCGCGCUGGAUUCAUCCAGCCAGCGGCCGCGUCUACAACAUCGAAUUCAACCCUCCCAAAGCUGUGGGCAUCGAUGACCUGACUGGGGAGCCUCUCAUUCAGCGUGACGAUGACAAGCCAGAGACAGUUGUCAAGAGACUGAAGGCAUAUGAAGUCCAAACUCAGCCGGUCCUGGAAUAUUACCAGAAAAAGGGUGUGUUGGAAACCUUCUCUGGAACAGAAACUGACAAGAUCUGGCCUUAUGUCUAUGCUUUCCUACAAACAAAAGUUCCACAGAUGAACCAGAAAGCAUCAGUUACUCCAUGAGGAAAAGUUCACAUGACCAGUAAAACGAGCAGGGAUUCCUCGCCUGUGCAUUUAGAAGCUCCUUGUUCUGAGACUGGCAUGUAUGAAUUCUUUGACAAUUAUACUAGUUUCACUUCCACUGAUUUUAUUUUGGAAACUAAGGAUGUGUCAAAUGAGUCUGAUACUAAGAUACUUCUUUUGGUCUAGUGUGUUUUACCCAGAUACCUUCUAUCGGUGUGCAAUUAAAAAAGUAUCAGAUGUCUUAACUUUGGAAAAAUCUUCUAGAAGAUAAUUAAAAGAGUAAUCGGUAGUCGUGUAACUUUUGUUCAGAAAAGUGGUUGAUAAAAUUUUCUUAUUUUUCUGGAAAAGCUAAAAAAAAAUUUUCACAUCACUUGGUAAAGCAUCUUAUUAGAGAAAUGUGUGUAGAUUGAUGCCAAAAACCCCAGCAUUGUUAGCACUGUGGUACAUGGUUUUGUGAGACACUAUGUCUUUCAAAUUCUAGAAAACAAACAACUACGUAUGCAGAUUAGCUUCAGGAUCCAAAUUCACUGCUGCCUUUACACUAAGAAACUUGUAAGCUUGGCCAUAUAUACUGUAUUUAUUGUGUUGUUAAACCUUCAGUUUACUCAGAAUUUUCAGUCUGCUAUAAAAUUAUAUUACAUCAGCAUAUAGGAGAAUUCUCAGGUUAAGAAAUAUGUGCUUUAGGAUCUACUUGCCCAUUUCUCAUUUUGAUCACUGUGUAAGAUCUCAUGAGUGAUGAGUAACAAAGUACGAAAAGAAAAGAAAACCCAUGGUCCUGAGUACAGCAAGCAUUCUUGGUCCUCAGAAGUAGAAUCAGGUACGCCUGGGGAGAAUUCCCUGGACACAUAACAACCAAUUAGUAAACAAUCAGAAUUAGUAAACAAUCAAAUUAGUAGCAGUUAAAAGGGUUUCCUAAUCCCAUUGCUGAUCAAAGCAGUGGACACCUGCGCGUGUCCCCACCACCUCAACUUUGGGCAGGGAGAGCCCUCUGCCUGUGUGGUACGUUAGGUAGCCAUUUAAAAGUGAAGAUGAUUUUCUCUCUUAGUGAGGCAACACGGAUGCAGGCUUCUGUCCUGUGGCCUGGUAAGAAGAGUGGGGCACGGAGAGGUGGAGGAGAAACGCAACGACAUCUUCACUGGCCUAUUGACUCUUCCUCGGUGCUAAAACCAGUGCGACGAGUCCUCGUUCAAGCUGUUAAUAGCUGCCUUUGAACGUCUGGCGCACGUUAUCCCGGGCACUUAAAGUGAAAUACCAGCAAGUGGUUAUGUAUUUUGUGGGGGGAAAACCUUUUCUUUUGAUUUUUAAAAAUUUAAUGUUGAUCUUUCAGAAAGGACCAAGGCUUUAAAAAAGGAUUAUAGGACACAUUUAAUUCUUUACAAAACUUUCUGUAAUGCCUUACUUGAAUGUUAAUGUGCUUUCUAAAACUGUUGUAAAACUAGUAAGCUCAUGAAUUAUCACUGGGUUACCAGGCAUACAUGAAUAUUAAUAUACUACAAUAAAACUAUCCUUGAGAA
Messenger RNA from Neogale vison (American mink), 2251 nucleotides. RefSeq names its product adenylate kinase 3 (gene AK3). Gene Ontology annotation, biological process: nucleobase-containing compound metabolic process. NCBI's taxonomy places the organism in Eukaryota, Metazoa, Chordata, Mammalia, Carnivora, Mustelidae. Gene Ontology annotation, cellular component: cytoplasm; mitochondrion. Gene Ontology annotation, molecular function: AMP kinase activity; ATP binding. The coding region runs from base 54 to 737 and encodes 227 amino acids. The record is from RefSeq and is a predicted model, not a curated record. The transcript has 5 exons.